AUGAUGAGCGACUUCGUUAGCAACUGGAAGCUGGAGCAGUUUGUGCUCCAGAAGUGUCUCCCUCCAAUUUGGUCCCCGGGGUCCUUCCAGGGCCCGGAGGCGUACCAGCAGCUGUGCCAGCAGUGGGAGAGCUGGUCGGAGGAGAGCAAAAAACCCAAACCCACAAAUAAGUGCAAGAAGCGUGCGGCUUUGCAGGGUUUGCUGAUGGUGAGCAGGGAGUUGUCCAAAUUGCUCAAGGAGGCUCUUGAGAGCGUGCAGACGCUGGAGCAAGCCAAGGGCGAGCUCAAAAUGCAGGUGGACAACCUGCGGGCGGAGGUGCAGGGUCUGUGCGGGGACUCUCUGCGGAGCGCAGUGGAGAUCACCCGGCUGGAGAGCAAGCUGGGCUACGAGAAGCUGAAAACGGAGGAGCUGGAGAAGGAGGUUGGCAAGUGGAUCGGUGAGACCCACGAUGCUCAGAGCGCGGUGCGGGCAGUCCUGCAGGACGUCCAGCGGGACCGGGGCACCGGCCCCGAUCACAAGGUAUGCCACGCCAAGAUCCAGGAGCUGCAGGCUGAGCUGGGGGUGUCCAGGGGUAUUGUGGCUGCCAUCCAAGGCAAGAGGAGCCGGUUUGGGAAUGGUGAAGGGGAGGACUCCCUGGACCCGCACCCACCUCACUACGACUAUGAGGAUGAUGUGUGGGCUCAAAACAGUGGGGAAGAUGUUGGGGCCGUUCCGGCCGUUAACUGGCUGUCCAGGGCCCAGCGGCUGCCCAGGUGCCAGAAUGGCAACGCGGUGAGUGACCUGAUAGACCUGGUGAGAAAGUGCAUGAAACCAGAUGAUUUCUCAGCACUGCCAGGGGAUGUGCAGAUGGGCAACGUCCAGGACAUCGGGGAUGUCCAGUUAGCUGUGCUGAAGGUGUUCUUCCCAGAGGUCAAUCCCCUAGUGCUCUUCCACCAGGAGAAGCAAAACCCAGAGGAGCGUCCAGAUGCCUACGUUAACCGUAAGAAGAUGCUCUACCAGAUGGCUGGGCUGCCUGGCUCGAAGGAGUCCCCCCUUGAUUUUGACAGCCCUAAAUUCAAGGAGCCACUGGUGGGGGGGUUGACCCCGCAAUUGCGCGUGAUUGCUGGCGGGGAUGCGGCCAGGAAGCCACUGUCAGAGCUGGAGCAGAUCCUGACCCAGAAUUUUGAGCUGCAAAAGCAGGCGUUCCCGGGGUACAUGCUGGGGGGGAAGAAAGGGAAAACCUCGGCCAUGUCCUUCCAAAAUGCAGGGGUGAGAAAAAUGCAAGGAGACAACCGAAAAGAUCCCGAUGGCAAGGGAGGUUCAGGGAAGGAGAACCAGCAAGGGCUGAGGUUUCAGAAAUCCAACCCUUGGCGGUCUGAGCUGAGGAAGCGCUUGAUAAAAUACGAGAAGCAGGAGGAUAUUGAUGGCUUGCCGGAUGCGGAGGUCUUCCGAAAACUGGCCCUAGGCCAAAAAGCACAGCAGCUCCAACCCGAUUGACCCGGGCUCUAAGGCUCAGCAAUAGGGCUGCCAGGCACCCGCAUCGCCCCUUUUUGUGGCACCGAUUAAGACCGAUUUGUGGGGGCGCCUGAUAGUUGAUAUAACUAUUGGAGGAGGGGUGCUUGGACAAGUGAUGCUAAUCGAUACCGGUGCCUCUUAUUCAAUUCUGAAUAUGGUCCCUGGCGAAGCCGGGAUCUUCCAAACUUGUGAAAUUAUUGAAUUGACAGGGCCGAAUGGCCAAAAAUCCUCAGUGCCCUUCACAGGACCCAUACCCUUUGAAAUUGGGACUGCCAAAGGGUCUGAAAAAUUUGGGAAAAUGGAAAUAAAGGGAAAGGUGGGAAUUUUAGCCAUUUCCACGCUAACAAAGAUGGGGGUGGUGGUAGACUUGGCAAACCAAGCGCUGUUACACUGCC
Molecule: messenger RNA, 1889 nt
Organism: Pterocles gutturalis (yellow-throated sandgrouse)
Lineage: Eukaryota; Metazoa; Chordata; Aves; Pterocliformes; Pteroclidae
Exons: 2
Coding region: 1-1476 (491 amino acids)
Source: RefSeq, a predicted model, not a curated record